AUUUAUAAAGCUCAUCAGGUGUCCCAGUCAGGUGUAAGUUGCGUUUUGUACAGAGAUGGAAAUAAAUUAGUAUCAAUGUGACAUACUUAUAUGACAGUAUAUAAUGGACGUGAGGUGUGAAAAAUACGUGUUUUUCCUUACCUUUUGUGUAUUAUGUGAAAUGAUAUGAAUUAUUAAGGAGGAUUGGUCGGACUUUAUUAAAACUAAGCCUACACAUCUUAAAAAGUUGUUAUGUCUUAAUGUGAAGGUGACGAGUUGACAAUUAACACAUUACAAGGCAUCCUGGUAAAUUCACUUGGAACAGCAAGGGAAAGAUGGCUAUACAUGGAUUAUUUAAACAUUUCAGAACUGUGAAAUAAAUGUUUAGGAUUUUAAUUGACACUUUAAAGGUUUUCUUUUGAUAAAGAGGAAUUAUAAAAUUUCAGAAGUGGAGAUUCAAGCUUAAACAACAUGUUUUCUUCACAGAUGGUCGGUGGUGCUAAGUACAUCGGUGGGCUAUCUAAAUCUGUAGCAUCUAGUGUCUGGAACUUAUUCCGUACUAGCCAAGAAGAGGGCCUUGAAAACAGUAGUGAUGAAAACAGUGACUCAGAAAGUUUAGAUGGACCUAAUGUCAGCAGCAGAAAUUUAGAGGAUGAAUGGUUACAGAAGUAUAAGGAUGUCCAGACAAGCUUAGCAAAAGAUUCUUUUUAUCAUGACAAUGCUCCUAGUCACUUAGAUCUUAGACGUGAAAAACAACAUCAUAAAGACGUCCAGACAAGCUUAGCAAAAGACUGUGAUUAUCAUGACAAUGCUCAUAGUCACUUAGAAACACAACAUCAUAGAGAUAGCCAAAUAAGCUUAGCGAAAGAUUUGAAUUAUUAUGACAAUGUUUCUAGCCACUUAGAUCUAAGGUGUGAAACACAACAUCAGGAAGAAGAUCAUCAUAAAGAUAGACAUAGUCAUGAAUAUAAAGAUUCAUUGCCUCUGAAUCAACCAUCUGAAUCUUCAUGGCAAGAUAAAAAUAACUGUGAUGAUGGAUGUAAUAUUCAGUUUAAUGCAAACUCAGUCAAGUAUUCAAAUAUAACAGGGUAUACAAAUCAUCAUUAUCAUGAAAAUGAAACCAAAUCAAAUGCUUCAACUUGUGAAAGACAGAUUAAGCAAGCAGAUGAAACUUAUCCUGGUGAUUCUGUGAAACAUCAAACUAAAACUGAUUUUGAAAGUUGUAUUAAAACAGAUCUCUAUAGGGAAUGUACAUCAUAUUUGGAAAAUUUUGUGGCAAAAGAAAACUUUCAGGAAAAUAAAACUGUUUCUGAUGAUUCCAAAGAAAUUAAUUUCCAUCAGGAAUAUACAACUGAUUUGGAAAAUUCUGAGGAAAGGGAUUUCCGACGGGAAUGUACAACCAAUUUUGAAAAUUCUGAAGUAAGGGAUUCCAGUCAAGAAUGCACAAAUAAUUUGGCUGUUCCUGAGGGAAAAGAUUUCCUUCAGAAAUCUACCACGGCUUCAGAAAAUUCUGUGGAAAAAGAUUUCAAACACCAUACUUCUGAUUACAAUGAUUCUGUGGGAAAACAAGUUUGGUCAGAAAACAUAACUGAUUUGAAUGAGGACAAGGCUAGAACUUUUGACAACAAUUGUGUUAAAGCAGAUUCACAAGAAAGUGUGACAUUUGAGAGGGAGAUGAUGUCUGGAAAUGGAACUAAUUCUGAACUUGGAGCAAAUGAAAAGGACAUUUCAAAAAAAGAAAAUACCAAACCAAGUCUACCUAGUCACCAGAUAUAUAGAAAUCUACAUUUGGUAACUUUACGACCUGUCAGGGGAGUGAAGGUUAAGAUGGAGAGAAAGAAUAAGUUACCUACACAUAGUAAACAAUUCAGUUCAAGAUUAAUUGAUAGAGAUAGACAACACAAUUUAUAUAGUACCAAAGCAAAUGUGAAUGAUUCUCCACAUGCUCCAGAGUCUAGUACAGGAGAUACAGAAAACACAUCAACCAGGACGGGAAUGGAUGGACUCUGUAAUAAAACUGCUAACAACACUUUUAAAAGGAUUCAAGGGUCCUGUGGAUCUGUUGCCAUUGAUCCUGGAACUAAGGGUGGUAACUCUAAACAUACAGUGCCUCCAUACAGAGUUAAUGCCACACAGAGAUGUUUGGACAAUACAGAGUAUCUUUACAGUAAACUCAGAGCUGUCUACGGAGAAUGUACAGACGAAGCUGUGAGAGAGGCCGUGGUACAGCUGAAUACCAAAUACAGUGGUUAUAUGUUGUAUUUCUGUGAUACCUUUCUAGACCCAGCUCUAGAGCUCAUCAAAACAUUGAAAAAGAAUUUCCAAGAACCAGGAUGUCCUAGUACUUUUCAGUGGCCAGUGUGUUGUCAAGGAUCUAUUAUAAUUCAUCUGCAGGACACCAAACAACUGUUACCAGGGCAACAAUAUAUUUACAUCAGAAGGUCAUCUGGAGGUCAAAUACAUCUUGCUGUUAAAUAUUGUUCUUUACAAGGAUUAAGUGAUGUGAUUUUGAGGAAAAAUAAUGAAAUUGCAAAUGUUUUAAAUAUGGAAUGGUCCAAUCGAUUUAAAAUGAGGUCUGAUGAAGAUCUCGGAAAAUUACUUCAAAGAACAAUGGUGUCUUUUGAAGAUAGUAUACAAAGAAUAAAGCUAGAGGAAAGUGCUGAUUCCUGCAAGGAUUGUAAGAGGAAUAGACAAAUACCAGAUGGAAAGAAAGUACUGUCAGCACUCACCAAUAGAUCAAGGUUUUCAAACAGACCAGAUGGUUACUACCCACAGAUGAACAACGAUUUACAAUGUAAUCAGCCUCGGAGUCCAGGAUUUUAUAACCACAGAACUCUGGAUGUUCCCAAAACUAUCAUGGAUGUAGAUUACGAUCUGUUGCAGUCUGGGAUAGCUAUUCUACCAGGAUGUCGAGAUAUGCGAGGUGGAGCAGUAAUUUUCAUAUUCACAGGAAGUUCUCUUUGGAAAAAUCAACAGGUGUCCAGCUCAGAGCUAGCCAGACUUCUUUUGUAUUAUAGAUCUGUUCCAAGAGAGGAAGUAAAACAGAAAGGUCUAACAAUUGUUGCUGAUGUCAGAGGCUCCAACUCUUCUACAAUUAAUACUUUGUUAGAGGCUAUAUAUUUAUUAGAGGGUAACAUACCAAAUUGUAUAUCUUCCUUAUUAUGUGUUGCUGAUCUCCAUACUGAACCAUUGGUGCUGAAAUCUCCUGUGUAUGACAAGAAGGCAACUUUUAAGAGUUCUGUUUUACUGUCAGUUGAACAACUAUGUGAUUCUAUAGAGUUAGACCAGCUUCCUCUUAUAUUCCACGGAUUGUUUGUUUACUGUCAUGAGGACUGGGUUAGAUUUCAUAUGAAACUGGAUCCAUUUUUGUCAAAAUUGCGAGCUACAGCCAAAUAUUUAAUAUGUGUAAUUCAGGAUUUAUCUGAUGUUGAUGUAAUGCCAAAAAACUUUGAUGAAACAACUCGGACAAUCAAACACCAUGAAGAAUCGGUGAAAUCAGCUUUAUGUGAUCAGAGAUUAAUAUCAUUACAAUCUGAUGGAACGGGAAUAAUAAGUGAUUUACAAAAGGAGGAGGAAUAUAUGUCACAUACAGAAGACUAUAGGGACUGCAUGAGGACAGUUGACCAGUUAUACAUCCAGUUACAGAACAGUAUGGUGAAAUUAGUAAAGCUUUCAGAAAACAGAUUGAGGAAACUGGAGAAAUGUUUACAUCUCAGGGAAUUCGAAGAAGAAAGUAAUAAGGUCAUCAGUUGGUUAAAGAGCCAUGGUGGACAGAUCGCAGACCGCUAUGCCAAUCUGGCCGACAACCUAAAAGCCAUCCGAUCUCAACAGAAAGACUUUGAGAAAUUUCAUUUCAGCGCAAUGUCUUUCAUAGAAAAAGGAAAUGAUUUGUUAGAAGAGGCCAGUAUUUUAGCCCAAUCAGGAGACUUUGAAGAUGCUACAGGGUACAAAGAAUUAGCCAGGACCCUAAAGAAACAUUUACAAGACUUCACGCAUAGACUGGAGACCACCAGGGAAAGGAUAGAGAGUACCACAAAAUGUUAUCAUCUCUUAGAUAAGAGUUAUGAAUGGGCUUUAGAAGCAAUGAAAUAUGUGGCCAGUAUGAAAAUGGACCAUUCUACAACAUUAGAAGGACUAGAAAAAUUAUUACGUAGUCUCGAGCUUUACUUGCGUCAUCAUCCUGCCAUGACGGAGGCAACAUUUGCCAGUAUGUCAGAACUUGCCCAACAAUUACAAAACGAUAAACUUCUAGAACAGUGUCGUGUUGCAAAAGCACGUUGUGUUGAAACCAAUAAUUUAUUGAAUCUCAGGCUUGGAACAUUACGAAGGGCAAAAGAAAAAAUGUUAAGAGAACAAAAUUUACAACCCUCAAAUAGUUUUAGUUCUCCACAUAGAAGCCCUGAACGGACUUAUGCGAAGGAUUCUAAUCAGAUGAGUCAGUCAUAUGAAGUAGGAGAUGGGGGAUGGAACCCCAUUCUCUCCAGUACCCCAGCUGUUCCAAACCGUGCAAUCCAUCCAGCGUUUAGGAAAUGUGUUUCUGAGGCAGCAUUUUCACCUCGUUCAGGAAAUUCAUUUAUUACUGAGGAUUUAUCAGAUCAUGUGGUUACUUCAAUUCCAAAAGUGUUAAAUGAUACAACUUUAAAAUCUUCUAGGGAAGAUUUAACGGAAGAUUCAUCGGAAAGGGCUCAAAAUAACAAGAAUAAUAACACUGAAAAACUCAAUAAUUCAACAACGAACUCCACAGAUUUUGUUUUUACUCCACCGUAUGAGCCAGGAAAUACACUUUCUUCUCAUAAUAGACCUGUGAAAAAAAUGUUAAAACGGACUACAGUGAAUUCUCUUGAUACAAGUGGUGUUAUUCAAAAUGGACAUAUAAAUUUACAAAAACGGACUAGUGCUCCAUUACCUAGUAAUGUUAUAAUUGAAGAAGAUGAAUCAAAAUUAUCCCCACCAUUAAGAAAUCCACACCUGAAGACCGUUGAAUGUCGACCUGUCAGUAUGAUAACUGUUAGUACAGAUAGUCUUUCAAGUUUACCUGAGGAGGAAGAAGAAAAUCAAGAGAAUAGUUGUAACAGUCCACAAAAGAGAGAUUGGUCCAAAGGAGUUUGUGGUAGUCCUCCUACCAGAGAAUGGACCCCAGUCCCUGUUAAUUCACAUCUAUCAGAGUUCAACAGAAAUGUCCCUACUGGAUCUUUAGCUGGUCUGAAACUUUCUGGGAAGGAAUCGAAAAGUAUUUUAGCUCAUGUGAUGUGUGAGAUGGUACAAACUGAGAGAGAUUAUGUUCAGUCAUUACAAUACAUUAUAGAAAACUAUAUCCCAGAAUUAUUACGGGAAGACGUACCUCAGGCGUUACGUGGAAAGAGAAAUGUUAUAUUUGGAAACCUUGAGAAGAUAUAUCAGUUUCAUUAUCAAUAUUUCUUAAAAGAAGUUGAGAUGUGUGAACAGAAACCUUUCCAGAUCUCACAUUAUUUUCUCAUGCAUGAGAGCUUUUUCUACCUAUAUGCUUUAUAUAACAAGAAUAAACCCAAGUCUGAUGCUCUGAUGGCAGAGUAUGGCAAACAUUUCUUUAAGCAAAAACAAGAAGAGCUGGGUGACAGAAUGGAUUUAUCUAGUUACUUACUGAAACCUGUACAAAGAAUGGGAAAAUAUGCCUUAAUGUUAAAACAGAUCAUGAAGGAAUGUCCCCAGUCUGAUGCAGCUUAUCAAGACUUAAAGGCAGCUGAACAAAUGGUAAAAUUCCAAUUAAGACAUGGUAAUGACUUAUUGGCCAUGGAUGCUUUGAAAGAUUGUGAUGUAAAUCUUCAGGAGCAGGGAAAUUUAGUCCGACAAGAUGAAUUCCUUGUAUGGCAGGGGAGGAAGAAAUCAUUACGACACGUCUUCUUGUUUGAAGAUAUGAUAUUAUUCAGUAAAACCAAAAGAAACAGACAUGGGGGACCAGAAUAUUAUGUUUAUAAAAAUAGCUUUAAAAUGGCUGAUAUAGGGCUGACAGAGAAUUAUGGAGAAUCAGGGUAUAAGUUUGAGAUCUGGUUCAGGAGGAGAAAUUCUGGGGAUAACUAUAUCUUCCAGGCUCCUAACUCAGAUGUUAAACUUCACUGGAUUAGAGGGAUAUCAAAAAUCUUGUGGAAUCAAGCUUUGAAAAAUAGGGAUCGUCACAUGACAGAGAUGGCUACCAUGGGUAUAGGAAAUAAACCAUGUUUAGAUAUCAAACCUAGUGCUAAUAAUAUACAGGAUAGAUUUGUUAACUAUGCUUUAGGAGGCAGGGGAGCGAGGACGAGGAACUCAAUAGCUGUGUCAUCUUUUGAUCAUUCACGGCUCAACAACAAACGACCUCAUUCUAUCAUCUCCAUUGGUAGUACAUCGUCAUCCAACAGUAGUCAUUCUGGUCUGUUCAUAAAUCCUGGUGCAGGCGGGGAUCCCUUUGACAGUCCACGACACACCACUAACACAUGUUUAUCUAAUGAGAGUGGUAUAGGUACUGAUGUAUCCAGUAGUUACAUAGAUCAACCCUCAGAAAACUUCCAUAAAGACAUGUCACCGUCACACCAAUAUCAAUCACAUAAUAGUCCACAACAAUAUCGUAUGGCAUCACAGGAAAUUCCACCUCUAGCUUAUAGUAGCACUGAUGUAUAAACAUGACAAAGAUAUACAUACUGCACCCUCACAGACAAAUGACUCAUCUCAUAUUAAAGCUUACUCUUCAGUUUUCGUCCAUCUCAUCACUUCUAUUUCGUAGAAGAGUGCAAUGCAAACAUAUGCUGAGAAACAUUGCUUUCAACAUUACAUUAACCAUCGAUCAGACAACAGAACUAUAAAGACUGUUUUCAAUAGCAACCAUCAACAGUUUUAAGUAAUGGACAAUCUUAAUGUGAAGAAUUGGUGCAACUAUAAAAUGAUAAAACAAUGUACAAAUUCUCAUGUCUUCAUGUACAAAAAAUAGACCUGUGUCUUAGUAAAAUCCUAUAUUGUAAAAGAAUAGAACACGAAGUAUAGAUAGUGCUUAUAUACAGUUUUUCAAACAUGAUGACUUCAUAUUCAUGAUGAUAUACAUAUAAAGUAUUGAUGUAAACAUUGGAACAUAAUAAUUGGUGCUAAAUUACAUUGUGUCAUUCAUACUGGUGUGUACAUACUACAUAGAGUGUAUUAUAUAAUUCUUACUACAUGUAUAUGAUUAAUAAAUGUGUAUUAUUUAUA
This is a messenger RNA of Mytilus trossulus (common blue mussel), 7170 nucleotides long. RefSeq lists its product as uncharacterized. The record is from RefSeq and is a predicted model, not a curated record. Lineage: Eukaryota; Metazoa; Mollusca; Bivalvia; Mytilida; Mytilidae. Bases 451 to 6609 code for a protein of 2052 amino acids. The transcript has 24 exons. Gene Ontology annotation, molecular function: guanyl-nucleotide exchange factor activity.